AUGAGCAACGACAAAACACUCACCAAGAUUCCACAGUUUGAUGGUCACUAUGACCAUUGGAGUGAACUGAUGGAAAACCUCUUGUGUGCCAAGGGUUUGUGGAGUCUAGUGGAAGAGGGUAACACCGAAUUAGCAGAGGGAAUCGAAGUGACUGCAGCGCUAAAAAGGAAUCUUGAGGAGUUCAAGAUGAAGGACCAUCAAGUGAAGCACUAUCUGUUCCAAGCAAUUGAUCGGGUUGUGUUUGAACAGAUCUUGAACCGCAAAACAUCCAAGAACAUUUGGGAUUCGAUGAAGAAAAAGUUUGGAGGCAACGAAAGGGUGAAACGGUCUCUUCUCCAAACUUUAAGAAGAGAUUUUGAGGUUCUUGAAAUGAAGAACGAAGAAAACAUCGAUGAUUAUUUUGGAAGAGUAAUGGUUGUCUCCAACAAGAUGAGAAGCAACGGAGAAGACAUGUCAGAAUCAAAGAUUGUUGAGAAAGUACUUCGAACUCUGACUAACAAAUUCACAUAUGUGGUGGUGGCCAUCGAGGAGUCAAAAGACACAGGAAAGAUGACGAUUGAUGAACUGCAAAGCUCUCUGUCUGUACAUGAAAAGAAAUUCAAGAAGAUUAGUCAUGAAGAAGGUGAUCAAGCUCUCAAUGUCAGAGGAAGAGGCAUAGGAUCAUACAGAGAGAUCGAAGAAAAGGAUGAAGUUAUUCUCAUGACAUAUGUGGAGCUUCAAGGCACUAAAAGAGGAGAUGUGUGGUUCGUGGAUUCUGGGUGUUCAAACCAUAUGUAUGGAGAAAAAGAGAAGCAAACUGGAUUGUUCAUCAAAUGUCUAAGAAUAGAUAGAGGAGGAGAAUACAACUCAAUUGAGUUCAAAGAAUUCUGUAAAGCACAUGGAAUCAAAAGACAGCUGACCACUGCCUUCACACCUCAGCAAAAUGGUGUUGUUGAAUGCAAAAACCGUACAAUCAUGAAUAUGGUGAGAGCAACGUUAUUAGAGAAGGAGGUACCAAAAGUUUUCUGGCCAGAUGCUGUGCAAUGGGUGAAUCACAUUCUUAACAGAUCUCCUACACUCAUUGUAAAAGAUAUGACUCCGGAAGAGGCAUGGAGUUAA
This is a messenger RNA of Cucurbita pepo subsp. pepo (vegetable marrow), 1098 nucleotides long. RefSeq lists its product as uncharacterized. Gene Ontology annotation, biological process: DNA integration. Gene Ontology annotation, molecular function: nucleic acid binding. The record is from RefSeq and is a predicted model, not a curated record. NCBI's taxonomy places the organism in Eukaryota, Viridiplantae, Streptophyta, Magnoliopsida, Cucurbitales, Cucurbitaceae.